UAUAGCUGUUUCGCACUAGCACAUUCGAUUGUCUCUGAAAUGUGUUUUUAUUUGUUUUAUUUAUUUGUUUUUAUUAACUGUAAUAUUUACAGUCUAUGGUUUUUGUGUGCUCAUGUCAGGGAAACUAGACUGUAGGUUCCGGCUGACUAGUUCCCAUGGCAACAACAAACGCGGUUGCUUGUUUGCUGGCGGGGGGGACUAUAGACAAACCAGUUAGCUUCAUAAUCAGAUAACUUUUUUUUAUCUUAAAGUCAAUAUCUGGACUAUUAUUGUAAAGUUGCAAAGCUGCUGUCCAACGGUUCAACAGUACAUCAAGCCAGUGAGUCAUUAUUAGCUUUAAUGCAUCGCAGUAGGUCGCGCUAACUAACCUGACAGUGACCAGCAUGUCUGACAUGGAGGAAGAUUUCCUGUCCGACGUAGAAGGAGAUGAAGAAACUCGACAAGAUGAAGUCGGGGAGGAUGAGAAGGUACAGGUUUGCCAUUUGACCCUAGAAACCAUCAGUCAAGGUCUCUCAUUACUGUGUCGCACAGGCAAUGGACUUGGACAUGCUUUUGUCAAAAUGGACCUAAAAGACUGUGGACUCAAUGAUAUAACUGCAAUCAGCAGUUUUAUUUACAUACGUUUUCUGGAUCUAUCCAACAACCAGCUCACUGAUCUUUCUCCUCUGGCAUCUUUGACCCAGCUCCUCUGGCUGAAGGUUGACAAUAAUGCUGUGGCGUCCUUCAACGGGCAUCCUUUUGAACACUUGACCUACCUGCAGUGGCUGAGUAUGGCAGGGAACAGGCUUACAGAUAUGGAGGGCCUCGUUGGCCCUGCUCUGGAGAAACUCAAUCUGGCAGGUAAUGGUAUUCAGAGACUGAAUGAACUUCAAGAUAGCUGUUUUGCUAACCUGGUAACUCUAGAGCUGAGGGGAAAUCAGCUGGAUACCACAGAUGGCAUCAACCUCCCCAACCUGCAGCAUUUAUAUCUGGCUGAAAAUUCUAUAAAACAUCUGGAAGGUUUGGAGGGAUUAGAGCGCCUCGCUACCCUUCACCUGCGAGACAACCAGCUUGAUACUCUGGAAGGUCUAAGCUCCAACAUGAAGUGUCUCCAAUACCUCAAUGUCCGAGGAAAUGUAUUGUUAGACAAGAAAGCCAUUGAGUCUCUUGGGCGUGUGUCAAAAACUCUUAAAGCUUUGGUCCUUUCUGAGAAUCCUCUGAUGGAAGCCACCGACUACCGUCUGAGCGUACUGAUUAUCCUGCCACAGCUGAAACGACUUGACAAAGAUCCUGUUUCCCCUGACGAGAUGACGGAGGCCUUGAUGAGAAUAAAGGAACUAAAAGAAGAGGAAAUACCUGCGCCAUAAGAUUUGCAAUGAAGACCAAAAUGAGGAAGUGCUUGACUUCCUUGAAAAGUCAGGCUUGGUGUGAUUGUGUUGUCUGAAAACAAUCAUAAUUGUGAAAGAGCAUUUUUUUUGUGGUGCUUUGCCCCAACCAUAAAUCAAUCAUUACACUAG
Messenger RNA from Labrus bergylta (ballan wrasse), 1496 nucleotides. RefSeq names its product leucine rich repeat containing 23 (gene lrrc23). Gene Ontology annotation, molecular function: protein binding. The record is from RefSeq and is a predicted model, not a curated record. NCBI's taxonomy places the organism in Eukaryota, Metazoa, Chordata, Actinopteri, Labriformes, Labridae.